Messenger RNA from Branchiostoma floridae (Florida lancelet), 1681 nucleotides. RefSeq lists its product as uncharacterized. Gene Ontology annotation, cellular component: external side of plasma membrane. Gene Ontology annotation, biological process: immune response; T cell costimulation; positive regulation of T cell proliferation. The record is from RefSeq and is a predicted model, not a curated record. The coding region runs from base 262 to 921 and encodes 219 amino acids. Lineage: Eukaryota; Metazoa; Chordata; Leptocardii; Amphioxiformes; Branchiostomatidae. The transcript is spliced from 3 exons.
AUAAUGAAGUUUACAUUACUUUCAGUGGUAUUGAUUGCAUCAUUGCACCGUAAGACUUCACAACUGGUCGUGCCCGUGUUUGAGCAGGUUCUCUAACCUGUAGUCUCAGUGACCGAAACUAGUGUAUUCCCGGGUCGUCACUCUCUCACACUCGAUCACGAAGGGCAUCUUCUCUGUCGCAAUUUCCCAACUGGUUUGAUAAAGCAUACCUGGUUCUCCAAGACAUCAUUAUAUUCUUGAAAGGCGACAACGUUAAGUAUCAUGGUGGUAGUUUGGAAUUCAUAUUUUCUGUCAACAGUCGCCAUUUUGACAACCAUCGCGACAGGGCCAUACACAGUACUAGCGCACACGGCAAUCGGCGAUGCAGCCACUACUAUCCACGUCACAGUGGGAGAAGACAAAGUCAUCCCCCUUGGUGACUCGGUCGUUCUCCCUUGCAACUACUCCGUCCCUUCGGACAAUGUCCAUCCUCUGGUCAGCUGGUGGAAGGACAGAGGGCCCGUACUGACCAGACGGAUCGUGUACGAGCACCAGGAGGGACGGUUCAGUAAGGGGUACGGAGGAUGGGCCGGUAGGUCUGAGUUGGUGGGACAGGCGUCCCUGGAAAUUUUCAACAUCACUACAGACGACGAUGGGAAAUAUGAGUGUGAAGUUCGGGUGCCUUUGAUAUACGGGGCUGCGAGAGGCUACAUUCUACUGUCUGUAGUAGACGGAGAACAUGGCACAGAGAACAGUGCACCACACAGUCCGUUGGGCCGCACGGUGGUGGUUGCGAUCAUUGCUGUCGUGUGCUGCCUUCUGCUGGUUGUGCUGACAGUGACGGUCCUCUGUCUCCGUCAAAAAAAGAGGAUCAAAAGGAGUUCAGCGGAACAGCAGUCGGAUGGGAGAACAAGUCAUACUUCAAGCGGAGAAAAGAUUUGACCAGACAUCAUGCAAGGAACAUAUAUACAACAUGUGUGUGUGUGUGUGUGUGUGUGUGUGUGUGUGUGUGUGUGUGUGUGUGUGUGUGUGCGCGCGACCUUAGAAUACUAAGCUCAUGAACCUUAGACGCUGUAGAGGUAAAUCGAUAUGUUGGGUUGCCUUAAUUCUCCUCCGGUACUAAAUUGUAAUAUCGCCGUUUGUUGCACUUUACUUAAUAGUCGCACGGGGACGUUGCUGCACUGUGAUUUCCCUGUGUAGCUGGAUUACCGUGUUUCUCCUGAAGUAUUAUGACUAUUUUAACCUAUGGUGAUGAGCGUCUAUAUCAGCUGAGUAUACAGGGGUAUACAGGGAUCGAUCACUAUGACCUGUUUGCGUCUUGUUGUGACAUUGGCUUUCUCUUUCUGCAUUUCAUAGAUUCACAGUAAUGACUACGUUGGUAUCGUUUGUAUCAGAUACUGGAUUUGACCAAGCAUUCGUUGCCUACGAGGAAGUGCUGAUUUUACUAGGCUGGUAGUAUUUUUUUCAACUAGGUAACGACCUAAGCUAGGACAAAAGAAUGAUUAUGCAUUGUCCAAAAAGCACAUUUUUGUUCGCUUGAUGCAUAUCAUAUUGCCGAGUCCGUCAAGAUACUGAAAACGUUUAGUCCUGUAUGAAUGUGUUUUUAUUUCGCGCGUAAGUGUAUGACUUUAUGACACUUCCCUCUCCGCAAAGCGUACAAAAAAGUGAUUCAUGUUCUGACCAAUAAAGGAGUUGAUAUUGG